Molecule: messenger RNA, 2331 nt
Organism: Actinia tenebrosa (Australian red waratah sea anemone)
Lineage: Eukaryota; Metazoa; Cnidaria; Anthozoa; Actiniaria; Actiniidae
Product: cysteine protease ATG4B
Biological process (GO): C-terminal protein lipidation; mitophagy; protein processing
Cellular component (GO): cytoplasm
Molecular function (GO): cysteine-type endopeptidase activity; protein-phosphatidylethanolamide deconjugating activity
Source: RefSeq, a predicted model, not a curated record
GAAAGCCAGUUUUAAAGAUGGCGGGUCCAGUCAUGGAUGCUACUUGCAUCACGUAUGAAGGAAUUAACUUCGAAGUAGAAACAUUUCCACCAACAAAGGACGAUGUUUGGGUACUAGGGAAGCACUAUAACAUCGAGGAAGGCGACUUACCCUAUCUAAACAAAGAUAUUAGGACAAGGUUAUGGUUCACGUAUAGAAAACAUUUCCCAAACAUUGGUGGGACUGGUCCAACGACAGAUUCUGGAUGGGGAUGUAUGCUGCGAUGUGGCCAAAUGAUGUUGGCUCAAGCCCUCAUUUGUAGACACUUAGGUAGAGACUGGCAGUGGGAUCCAGACAAACCAAAAGACCUAAAAUACCUACAGAUUUUAAAGGCAUUCCUUGACAAGAAAGACAGCUUGUAUUCUCUUCAUCAAAUAGCCCAAAUGGGAGUAUCGGAAGGCAAGCCAGUUGGAAGCUGGUUUGGACCUAACACUGUUGUACAAGUUUUAAAGAAACUGUCAUCAUUUGAUGACUGGAGCUCAUUAUGUGUGCAUGUAGCAAUGGACAAUACCAUUAUCGUUGAGGACAUAAAAAUAUUAUGUAAGCAAGACGUACCAAGGAAAUCCUGUGGUGAGUCAACAUGCUAUGACUGCACAGAUUCCACAUAUAGCGAAGAGCCCAUAAGAAGAAGAGGAGCAUCAAAUAAGAGCCCAAAGAAAACAAGUAAACCCCCAACACACAGCUGCAAGAAUACAUGGCGACCACUGGUGCUGUUUGUGCCUCUACGAUUAGGAUUGUCAGAAAUGAACCCAGUCUAUAAUGAUUCUUUAAAGGCAUGUUUCACAUUAAGACAAUCUAUUGGAGUAAUAGGAGGAAAACCAAACCAUGCUACAUAUUUUAUAGGAUAUUAUGGUAAUAACUUGUUGUACUUAGAUCCUCAUACAACUCAACAAACAGUUAAUCCAGAGCAAAUGAGCCAAAUUCCUGAUGGGACAUAUCACUGUGUUUAUCCGUGUAGAAUGGCUAUCAAUGAAGUAGAUCCUUCUGUUGCUGUGGGGUUUUUCUGCAAAAAUGAAGAAGAUUUUGAUGAUUUAUGCCUACAAUUUCAAAAGACUAUCAUUAAUGGCAAGAAAAGACCCAUGUUUGAGCUAGCCGUAGAGAGACCACCCCACUGGCCUGUCCUUGAGAUUCAUCCUCGACCAUCAGAAGACCUCAACACCAGCUGUCAGUCAGACUUCACAGUACUAACAUACGAAGAAGAACGAAAGUACGACACGGAUGAAGAAUACGAGAUCCUUUGAGCCUCAAAUACGCCGGACCGAUUAGCAUUCAAAAUUACUUAGACAUAAAAGGUAAUUAAGGUAAAUGGCGGGUUGACGGGGGUGGAGUUCAUGUGCUCCUAAAAUGAAGCUUUUGAAGUUAAAAUGAAGCUCCACCCUUGAAGCUGAAUUACUCCCUGAUUAAGAUUAAUGGAGAAGUGAGUUAAUUAAGUAAUAAAGAAUUAUCGAGUUUUAAAGAGAUUAAUAACAGCAGCAUAUAUGGCCUUACACGUGAUAUACGAAAGGUCUUGCCUGCCUUACCUAUUUUCCCGGCAUUUCACACCUCUGGGGCCCACUAAGGUUCUUAGUUUAUCCAAAUAAGUGCGCCCUCUCGAACACCAAAUAUCAGUAAGAGAAAUAAUACUCAAGGGAAUGAAUGGAAAAAUAACCCGCAUCGCAAAGGUAGGGUAGAAGACAAACCGAAAAUCUCCAUUAAAGGCACCUGGUCAUCAAGCAAUUGUUUUUCGUUUAUUUUAGUAUAUUAUUGCUGCUGCUUAAAAGAAAAAAGAAAAUUGCGCAUUGUUGUAAAUUUUUCCAAUGUAUAUAAUAUUUUAUCAGUCAUUGAAAUAAAAUAAAUAUACACGUACGUAUACGAGGAUGUGCUCCCACAAGUGCGUCAUAUAUGACGUCACGUUACGUCAUCUGAUACGUCAUUCAAUAUUUUUACACAGCUAUUUGAAAACAGGCUGUCGAAGGUUUUGUUGCAUGUUCCAUACCAAGCCCGAAAUGCACUAUGGUGAUGUGAAUGCAAUAAGCUAAUGGUCACAACGAUAAGGAAUUUUCUUAAUUAAAUUCGUCUACACGUUUUUCCGGCAUAAUUUUAUUUGUGACCACAUUAUUUAGAUUAUGGUACAUUACUCUCGAAAAUGAAUAUAAUAUUUUAAGCUUGGUAAGCAGCAUGCACCGUGCAAUAUGCAGCAAUGCAACAUCGAUCAAAUGCAACUAUAAGCAAAACCUUCGCCAACCUUUUUUUCAAUACUUGUAUGUAAUUAGAAAUCUAACGUAGUUGACCAAAAAUUGCGAGUUAACAUCA